UAUUUAUUAGUGGAAAUAUUAAAAAAAUAAAUAUGGGUGGAAAAUGGUCAAGCAUGGAUCCUUCUGAAAUUGAAGUUCCAGAGAUAAAUACUUUAUUAGAAAGAGAUCCAUAUUUAAAACCUUAUGAAAAUGAAAUUCGUAAAAGGUAUGCAUUAUUUAAAGAUUAUGUGGAAAAGAUAGAAGCUGGUGAUGGCAGUUUAGAUAAAUUUUCAAGAGGCUAUGAAGUUUUUGGAAUUCAUAUAAAUGAAGAUAAUAGUGUUAUUGCAAGGGAAUGGGCACCUGGUGCACAGGAAUUAUUUUUAACAGGAGAUUUUAAUGGUUGGAAUAAGACAGCUAAUUCAUAUAAAAAAUUAGAUUAUGGAAAAUGGGAAUUACAUUUACCUCCUAAUUCCGAUGGUAGUUGUCCCAUAAAACACCUUUCAGAAGUUAAAAUAAUUGUGAAAGAUCAUAACAAUGAAUUAUUGGAACGAUUAAGUCCUUGGGCUAUGUAUGUUACACAAAAUCGAGCUGAAAGUGCAACAUAUAAACAACGUAUAUGGCACCCAUCAUCCGAAAAUAUUUAUAAAUUUAAGUACCAUAAACAAAAAAAACCAGAAAGUCUUAGAAUUUAUGAAUGUCAUGUUGGUAUUGCAACUCAGGAAUUAAAAGUUGGUUCAUAUCUAGAAUUUGCAAAAAACACAAUUCCUCGCAUUGUAAAACAAGGCUAUAAUGCCAUACAAUUAAUGGCUAUUAUGGAACAUGCUUAUUAUGCAAGUUUCGGAUAUCAGGUGACUUCAUUUUAUGCUGCUUCAUCUCGUUAUGGUACACCAGAAGAGUUAAAACAGUUAAUAGAUACAGCACAUCAGCAUGGAUUGUAUGUUUUAUUGGAUGUAGUGCAUUCACAUGCAUCAAAAAAUACUUUGGAUGGAUUAAAUAUGUUUGAUGGUACUGAUGCUUGCUUCUUCCAUACUGGUAAUCGUGGUCAGCAUCCACUUUGGGAUAGUAGGCUCUUUAAUUAUGGAGAAUAUGAAGUAUUGCGAUUUUUACUUUCCAAUUUACGUUGGUACCUCGAGGAAUAUAAUUUUGAUGGAUUUAGAUUUGAUGGUGUUACUUCAAUGUUGUAUCAUUCAAGAGGAGCUGGACAAGGUUUUAGUGGUCACUAUGAAGAAUAUUAUGGUUUGAAUGUUGAUGUUGAAGGUGUAGUAUAUUUAAUGCUUGCAAAUCAUAUGCUGCAUUAUUUGUAUCCAGAAAUUAUUACAAUAGCAGAGGAUGUUAGUGGAAUGCCUGGAGUUUGUAGACCAAUUACUGAAGGUGGUUUAGGAUUUGACUAUCGACUAGCUAUGGCUAUUCCUGAUAAAUGGAUUAAACUCUUAAAAGAAGUAAAAGAUGAAGAUUGGAAAAUUGGAGAUAUUUGUUGGACAUUAAGUAAUCGAAGAUGGAUGGAAAAAACAGUAGCUUAUUCAGAAUCUCAUGAUCAAGCUCUUGUAGGAGAUAAAACAAUUGCAUUUUGGCUUAUGGAUAAAGAAAUGUAUACUCAUAUGAGUAUAUUCAGUCCACCUAAUGCAAUUAUAAGUCGUGGAAUUGCCCUUCAUAAUCUCAUUACAUUAAUCACACAUGCAUUAGGAGGAGAAGGUUAUUUAAACUUUAUGGGUAAUGAAUUUGGUCAUCCUGAGUGGUUAGAUUUUCCACGCGCGGGUAACGCAGAUAGUUACCAUUAUGCUAGAAGACAAUGGAAUUUAGUAGAUGAUGAAUUACUAAAAUACAAAUUUAUGAACAAUUGGGAUUGUGCUAUAAAUACUCUUGAAGAAAAAUAUGGAUGGCUACAUACUCAACCUGGGUAUGUAAGUUGGAAACAUGAAGAGGACAAAGUUAUUGUUUUUGACAGAGCAGAACUUAUAUUUGUUUUUAAUUUUCAUCCAGUCAAGUCAUUUCCUGAUUAUACUAUAGGAGUAAAAACUGCAGGAACUUACAAAAUUCUUUUAUGUAGCGAUGAUACAAAGUUUGGUGGAGAAAACCGAGUUGAUACUAAUGUACAACAUUUUACUGCACCAGAACCAUAUUCUGAUUAUCCAAAUCGUAUGAUGAUUUACAUUCCUUGCCGUACAGCUAUCAUAUAUAUUCGAGAAUCCUAAGUGCCUUCCAGAGGUAUAAUCGGAAGAAAACUUGAGUUU
Messenger RNA from Eufriesea mexicana, 2150 nucleotides. RefSeq names its product 1,4-alpha-glucan-branching enzyme (gene AGBE). Gene Ontology annotation, molecular function: hydrolase activity, hydrolyzing O-glycosyl compounds; 1,4-alpha-glucan branching enzyme activity; cation binding. Gene Ontology annotation, biological process: glycogen biosynthetic process. The record is from RefSeq and is a predicted model, not a curated record. Lineage: Eukaryota; Metazoa; Arthropoda; Insecta; Hymenoptera; Apidae. The transcript has 10 exons. The coding region runs from base 33 to 2111 and encodes 692 amino acids. Gene Ontology annotation, cellular component: cytoplasm.